AGCUUCCGUAUCAUAGUUACGGUAAAUAGUGUAGUGAUUUAACUUAAUGAGUUGAUUUAACUUGAAAAACAAAAAUAAAAGUUUAUUAUGUGUUAUUUAGAGGAUGUUGCAGUUUUAGUCUGACUGUUCAAUAGAUCGGCAUUACUUUUCAAUAUUUCAUGAUGUCGGACUCUGUUUCUGAUAAAAACGUGGAAAUACACGUUGAAAACGGAAAUGAAAUUCAUAAUGAACAAUCUAAGAAAUCCGGUGAUGACUUUGUUGAUCCCUGGAAUGUUAUUAGUAGUUCAGCUACUGGAGUUGAUUAUGAUAAAUUAAUUAGCCGCUUUGGAAGUUCAAAAAUUGACGAUAAAUUACUUCAGGAGAUUGAAAGGGUUACACAAAAACCCGUACAUCAUCUUUUGAGAAGGGGAAUAUUUUUCUCUCAUAGGGACAUGUAUGAAAUUCUGAAGAGGCAUGAGCAGAAAAAGCCAUUUUUUCUUUAUACUGGUAGAGGGCCCUCCUCUAGUGCUCUUCAUUUUGGUCAUCUAAUUCCUUUUGUGUUCACCAAAUGGCUUCAAGAAACAUUUGAUGUUCCUUUGGUCAUUCAAUUAACAGAUGAUGAAAAAUUCUUAUGGAAAGACUUAACAGUAGAAGAAGCACAGAGACUGGCAUUUGAAAAUGCGAAAGAUAUUAUUGCUUGUGGAUUUGAUAUCGAAAAAACAUUUAUUUUUUCUGAUUUCCAGUAUAUGGGAGAGUGUCCGCAGUUUUAUCAAAAUGUCGUAAGAGUGCAAAGAAGUGUUACAUUUAAUCAAGUGAAAGGGAUUUUUGGAUUUGGAGAUAGUGAUUCCAUUGGUAAAAUAGCAUUUCCUGCAGUUCAAGCUGCUCCCUCAUUUAGUUCAUCAUUUCCAAGUAUAUUUGGAAAGAAAGCUGAUAUCCCUUGCCUUAUACCUUGUGCUAUUGAUCAGGAUCCCUAUUUUCGUAUGACAAGAGAUGUUGCUCCAAGAUUAGGUUUACCUAAGCCAGCCCUUCUGCACUCUGAAUUUUUUCCUGCUCUUCAAGGGGCUCAAACAAAGAUGAGCGCAAGUGAUCCAAACAGCUCUGUAUUUUUAACAGACACACCAAAUCAAAUUAAAAAUAAGAUAAACAAAUAUGCUUUUUCUGGUGGUGGAGCUACUAUAGAAGAGCACAGAGAAAAGGGAGGUAAUUGUGAUGUAGAUAUAUCAUACCAGUAUCUGCGAUUCUUUUUAGAAGAUGAUGACAGAUUAGAAACUAUACGAAAGGAAUAUACAAGUGGAGAACUUUUAACUGGCCAUUUGAAAAAAGAACUGAUAUCCAUUUUACAAAAAAUUGUUGCUGAGCAUCAAGAACGACGGAAACUCAUUGAUGAUAAUACUGUUAAAACAUUUAUGACACCACGCAGACUGAAAUUUAAUUUAUAGUUUAUGUUAAACUGUAAUGGGCAUUUCAUACUCUACAUAGAUUUAUUAAAUUAUUUAUUGCUUAUGCUAAUUUAAGUUAUAUAUCUUUCAAUUUUUUAAAUAUUUAAAAAUGUUCUCUCAUUUUAAAUUUACUCUGUGUAAAUGUAAAUAAUAAACUCCUUUUUUCCUUGUGAUGCUAAAUGAUUUUUUUUCCCUUGAAUCAAUUUUAUUUUUCAGUUUCUGCAAUAUGAAAGAAAACCUUUACAUCCUUUGACACUAAUGUAUCAUAAAGUUCCAAGCAGUGUGUCACAUAAUUUUCCAAAUUUAAACUUUUGUUUUAUUCUAAUAUGACAAAAUAUUUAACAAGGUAGAUUAUUUUAAUCUCAUUUACUGGAAACAAAGUCUGUACUCUGUUCUGUUGUAAAAGGUUGUUAAUAAAGGUUUUGUUUCAAUCCUA
This is a messenger RNA of Stegodyphus dumicola, 1854 nucleotides long. It is a transcript of the gene TrpRS, whose product is annotated as Tryptophanyl-tRNA synthetase. The record is from RefSeq and is a predicted model, not a curated record. Lineage: Eukaryota; Metazoa; Arthropoda; Arachnida; Araneae; Eresidae. Gene Ontology annotation, cellular component: cytoplasm. Gene Ontology annotation, biological process: tryptophanyl-tRNA aminoacylation. Gene Ontology annotation, molecular function: ATP binding; tryptophan-tRNA ligase activity.